Messenger RNA from Strongylocentrotus purpuratus (purple sea urchin), 4807 nucleotides. RefSeq names its product xanthine dehydrogenase-like. Gene Ontology annotation, molecular function: iron ion binding; oxidoreductase activity; 2 iron, 2 sulfur cluster binding. The record is from RefSeq and is a predicted model, not a curated record. Lineage: Eukaryota; Metazoa; Echinodermata; Echinoidea; Camarodonta; Strongylocentrotidae. The transcript has 31 exons. Bases 88 to 4023 code for a protein of 1311 amino acids.
UGAUACUGACAGACUAGUGACUUCUGCCGAAGCAAGAAGAGCUAAUUCAUACCUUCAGGACAGGCCAGCGAGAUUUCUUUCCCGAAAAUGCCUGACAAGUUAAUCUUCUUCUGCAAUGGUAAAAAGAUCAUCGAAAAAGAUGCAGACCCAGAUACUACUCUAGAUGUCUAUCUUCGAACAAAGUUAAAGCUACAUGGAACGAAGCAAGCGUGUGGUGUAGGGGCAUGCGGGGCAUGUACUGUCAUGCUUUCAUAUGUCCAUCCUCAGACGAAAGCUAUACGCCAUGAAGCAGUUGUCUCCUGCCUGACGCCCAUCUGUCUCCUUCACGGCAAAGCAAUCACUACUGUAGAGGGUAUUGGAAGCACUAGAGAUAGGCUUCAUGUAGUUCAGGAGCGUCUUGCCAAGAGCCAUGGUUCUCAGUGUGGUUUCUGCAGUCCUGGGAUGGUCAUGUCCAUGUACACCCUGCUACGAAACAACCCCAAGCCACAGGUCAAGGAUAUCCUCAGGCACCUGGAAGGCAACCUGUGUCGCUGCACCGGAUAUAGACCUAUCCUUGAUGGAUUUAAGUCCUUCUGCGGGAAGGAGGAUUGCUGCCAGCGAACAGGUAGCUCAUGUCAGUCAGAGCCGGAUUAUCAGCCUAUGAGUAUGGUGAAUGAUGAAGAUUGGAAACCUUAUGAUCCUUCUCAAGAACCGAUAUUUCCUCCUGAACUUCUAACCAAUGCUGAAGAAUACAAUCAGACAGUGAUCUUUCGGAGGGGUCAAUCCACAUGGGUCGUGACGUCAACAUUGGAAGAACUGCUUCAACUCUUAGCGGACAACUCACAGGCGCAGCUCACCAUGGGGAGCACCAUUAUGAGUACGCUCAAGUACGAAGGAGAUCACUUCCCUCUUCUUGUCUCACCUGGAAGAGGAGUCACAGAACUGACCCAGGUCACAACCUCUGACACAGGGGUCACCUUUGGGUCAGGGGUCAGCGUGUCUCAUUUUGAAGAGCAUCUCAGGGGGAUGGUAGAGAGGUUGCCGGAGCACCAGACUCGGUCUGCCAGAGCUAUAACUGACAUGCUUGGUCAGUGGGCAGGGCAACAGAUUCGCAACAUGGCUAGUAUUGGUGGGAGUAUAGCAGGAGCAAGUGGGAUGUUGGAUCUCUGUAUCAUCCUCAUGGCAACCAAGACAACCAUUACUCUUGUGAAAGCGGGAGGAGCCAGGAGAACCCUUCCUCUGGACAAGGAUUUCUACCCAGAACCCAACAAGUCAGUCCUGGCUAGAGAUGAGAUUAUUGAAUCAUUGCAUAUACCUUUCACAGGACAGAAUGAUUACUUCUUUUCUCAUAAAGUGGCCGAGCGUCGUGACAACUCUCGUGCAUCAAUCAGCUGUGGGUUCAGGGUGACCUUUGAACCCGAAGGUCAAAAGGUCAAGGAUCUUUGUCUGGUGUUUGGUGCUAUUGAUGACAAUCCAUUUGUAGCUCAAAAGACAUGCAAUAGUCUGAUCGGACAACCGUGGAACCAAAGUUUUCUGCAGGAUGCGAUCCAGUCGGUUACCAUGGAGAUUACACCAAUACCUCAUCCUCAUGAGAUUUCAGCAGAGUACAGGAAGAGUGGUAUGGUGACAUGUCUUCUCAGGUUCUAUGUUCAAGUCUCCCAACGCAUCGACAACAAGCAGGCCUUGACUGGUCCUUUCACCCAUGGUCAGUUAUCAGAUCCUAGCAUACCUGCAUCCUACAAUGGGGAAGGCCCAGUCAGUACACAGAUCUAUCAGCCCCCGCCCGUAGACCAGCCGGAUGCUGAUCCCCUAGGUAGACCCAUUGUCCAUCGGGCAGCUCUUCAGCAGUGUUCUGGGGAGGCGGUCUUCUGUGAUGAUAUACCCGUACAAGAAGGUGAGCUGUACAUGGCUUUGGUUGUCAGUUCAAGAGCCCAUGCAAAGAUUGUCUGUGUGGAUGCAAGCAAGGCCCUUGCUCUAGAAGGGGUAGAAGCGUACGUGAGCCACAAAGAUAUUCCAGGAGAUAAGUGUAUCGUUGAAGGGUAUGAAGUCUUCGCAACAGAGGAGGUCCACUGUGUUGGUCAGUGCAUCGGUGCCAUUGUAGCUACCUCACACCGUCUCGCCAACAAGGCUGCCAAGCUGGUUGAAGUCCAGUAUGAAGACCUACAGCCGGUCAUCUUGACCAUUCAGGAUGCGAUCAAAGAGGAUGCCAUCUUCCGCGGACCCGACAUCGACUCUGAAUUCCACCAUGGUGACCUGGAGGGGAGCUUCCAGCAGUCUGAGGGGAUCCUGGAAGGCACCUUUGAUGUGGGAGGCCAGGAGCACUUCUACAUGGAGACUCAGAUGUGUGUUGUGAGACCCGGUGAAGACGAUGAAAUGACCAUCCAUGCCUCUGCCCAAGCUAUUACAAACGUGCAGAAUGCUGUUGCGAGAGUUCUUGGUGUCCCUCGUAAUCGCAUCGCUGUUCAGGCCAAGAGGAUCGGGGGAGCCUUUGGAGGAAAAGAAGAGUUCCUCACACACAAUGCUGCAUGUGCUGUAGCUGCCAAAAUGUUGGGCCGAUCCGUGCGCAUCCGAUUAGACCGCUCUACAGACAUGCUGAUGUCAGGUGGACGCCAUCCAUUCCACGCAAAGUAUCGCGUCGGUUACCGUAGCGAUGGCCGUAUCCUGGCUCUGGAUGCAGAUCUCUAUGCUAAUGCAGGCUAUCGUAAUGAGUCUACUACUUGGGUUGUGCGCCAAAGUAUGCUUGUAUUUGAGGGUUUUUACAGCUUCCCUGGUUUCCGAGUGAAAGGCCACUGCUGUCGAACAAACAUGCCGUCUAACACAGCUAUGAGGGGCUUUGGUGCCCCACAGUCAUUGGCUAUCAUGGAGCAGAUCUUGUCAGAAGUAGCGAUUGCGACAGGUGUCUCGUCGAGGAAGGUGCAAGAGCUCAACUUCAAACCUGAUGGAGCGUUGAUGAUAGAGGGCGCUAAUCCCAUGGAAAUGGACAUCUUUAAGGAAUGCUGGGAUAGGUGUCUCCAACUGAGUGACUAUGAGAAAAGACUGAAUGCAGUGGAGCAGUUCAAUAGGGUGAAUACUUGGAAGAAGCGCGGUCUUUCCAUCGUCCCCACUAAACAUGGAAUCGGAAUAUUUGGUCUUAUGAGCCUCAAUCAGGGAGCAGCCCUGGUUCACAUUUACACCGACGGAUCGGUCUUGGUCAACCAUGCCGGCAUUGAGAUGGGGCAGGGCCUCUACACUAAACUUAUCCAGGUUGCAAGCAGAGCGCUAGAUGUACCUGUGAGUAAGAUUCAUACCAGUCCUACAGCUGUGGAUAAGGUGCCUAAUACAACAGUAACAGGUGGAAGCACUGGCACCGAUUUACAUGGUACUGCUGUUAAGAUAGCCUGCGAUAUCUUAAAGGAGCGCCUUGAGCCAUACCAAACAGCCAACCCUAAAGGUACAUGGGAAGAUUGGGUCAGUGCAGCCUAUAAUGAUCGAGUUAGCCUGUCCACUACAGGCUUUUACAAGAGGCCUUUCUCACCCUUUGACUGGAAUACCCUGACCGGUAACCCAUACUUCUACUUCACCAUGGGGGCCGGUGUGUCGGAGGUGGAAAUUGACUGCCUCACAGGAGAGCAUCAGUUACUACGAACCGAUAUCGUCAUGGACGUUGGCAAGAGCAUCAACCCAGCCAUAGACAUAGGCCAGAUUGAAGGAGGCUUCCUCCAGGGCUAUGGCUACUUCACCAUGGAGGAGAAAAGAUUCAACCAAGAGGGCGCCCUAACCACCGACAGCCCUGACUCCUACAAGAUCCCAUCAGCUAAGGACAUUCCAAAGGAGUUCAACGUGACCCUCCUGAGAAACAUGCGCACCCCUGAAGAUCAUCUCUACUCCUCUAAGGGUAUCGGAGAACCGCCCUUCUUCAUUGGGGCUUCUGUAUUUUUUGCCAUCAAGCACGCCCUCACGAGUUCUCGCUCUGACAAUGGCUUGGGUGGUGUCUUCAAGUUCAACGCACCAGCCACUGUCCAGAAUGUACGCAUGACAUGCGGUGAUCUGAAGACGGAAGAAUAAUUUGUGGUGGAGGGAGGAUAUGUGAAAUUACUUUUGUAAUGCAAGUUUAAGUAGAGCUUGUGAUACAUGUUGGCAGAAAUACCUUGGACAGGUUUGAAUGUGGAAUAAAAGGUUGUGUGUGAUUGAUGUAUAGGGAACCUACUACCAUUAUUAUAGUCAUUACUUUCCUUAUUAUAAAGGCAAGGUAAACUUCAAAGUCAUUUUAUUUUCCUUAUUCCAUGUAGAAAAUAUAGAAUGUGACAAUCAUGUAAAAUGUACUGUUCUUGAAAUGAUGUUACAUUUCAAUUCAAGUAAUGACAUGGAUUGCUUUCUAUUUCCACAAUCUUGGUGUUUGCAUAAUUUUGCUUGCAUAUUCUGUCUAAAAUGUCUUCCCUAUUCAAAGUCAGCUUAUGUCAAUAUACUCAGUACUUAUUCAUAUGCAGUAUAUAUGUAUUAAAGUUCAGAAUAUUAUUUCUAAAAAUAUUAAUGGGGUAAAUGCAAUCAUGAAGUGAUUACUGGUGCUUUUUUCUUUCGUCAAACUUUUAGGUUUGGGCAUCAGCUGCUUCUUCUGCAGCUUGAUUGUAAAGAAACAAGAUGAAGUUUAUGUAAUCACAGGCUACCAAUAAUAUGGAAAUAUAAUUUUUUUUUGAAGAACUUUUAAAGAAGAAUUGCUCAUUCAAUGACAAUUGGUGUGGGGCUUCGCAUCUUAUUUUACAUAUUUUUUUCUUUCUUGUUGAUGAAAAGUAAUUUAUGUUGUAUUACUGCUGUUUUUCUUUGUUUGGGGGAGAGGGGGGGGGGGGGUGUU